Messenger RNA from Acanthosepion pharaonis, 936 nucleotides. NCBI's taxonomy places the organism in Eukaryota, Metazoa, Mollusca, Cephalopoda, Sepiida, Sepiidae. The record is from the annotation of a GenBank genome assembly.
AUGGAAAUAUUGAACAAAUCGCAUAAAAAUGGCUCAUCAAAAUGGAUUACAACUUGGAUUUUUAUUUACCUUUCAUUCUUUCCAGCUGGGAACAUAUUUCAUUCUCCUUCCCUCUCUCCCCCCUCUCUCUCUCUGUUCAUCUUUUCAGCCGAGCUCCCCCCCACUUUACUUUUACUUUCACUCUCUGUAACCCCCCUCUUUACUCUUACUUUCACUCUCUGUAACCUCCCUCAUCUUUACUCUUACUUUAACUAUCUGAAGUUGAUUUUUAUUGUUUCUGUUCAUUCUAUCUAUCUAUCUAUCUAUCUAUCUAUCUAUCUAUCUAUCUAUCUGACGCGCGAUACUCAGCAUGAAUUCCGGGUUAAUAAGCAAAUAUCUUUACCCGUAAGUCGUAUAAACAGGCUUCUUAACAUCUUACAUAGUUUGAUUCUAACAUUAAACUAUCUAUCUAUCUAUCUAUCUAUCUAUCUAUCUAUCUAUCUAUCUAUCUAUCUAUCUAUCUAUCUAUCUAUCUCAGUCUGUUCAUAUCUAUCUCAGUCUAUUCAUAUCUAUCUAUCUAUCUAUCUAUCUAUCUAUUCAUUUCUUUCUUUCUUUCUACCUAUCUAUCUCAGUCUAUUCAUAUCUAUCUAUCUAUCUAUCUAUCUAUCUAUCUAUCUAUCUAUCUAUCUAUCUCAGAUGUAUGUAUGUAUGUAUGUAUGUAUGUAUGUAUGUAUCUAUCUAUCUCAGUUUAUUCGUAUCUAUCUAUUUAUCUAUCUAUUCAUUUCUUUCUUUCUUCCUAUCUUAGUCUAUUCAUAUCUAUCUAUCUAUCUAUCUAUCUAUCUAUCUAUCUAUCUAAGUCUGUUCAUACCUAUCUCAGUCUAUUCAUAUCUAUCUAUCUAUCUAUCUAUCUAUCUAUCUAUCUAUCUAUCUAUCUUAUCCGUUAUUUACUGUGCUUAG